Boleophthalmus pectinirostris (great blue-spotted mudskipper) is the source of this 1205-nucleotide messenger RNA. It is a transcript of the gene rims3, whose product is annotated as regulating synaptic membrane exocytosis 3. Gene Ontology annotation, biological process: regulation of synaptic plasticity; positive regulation of synaptic transmission; regulation of membrane potential. Lineage: Eukaryota; Metazoa; Chordata; Actinopteri; Gobiiformes; Gobiidae. Gene Ontology annotation, cellular component: presynaptic membrane; cytoskeleton of presynaptic active zone. The transcript is spliced from 7 exons. The record is from RefSeq and is a predicted model, not a curated record. Gene Ontology annotation, molecular function: small GTPase binding; transmembrane transporter binding. The coding region runs from base 170 to 1087 and encodes 305 amino acids.
GUGUGACCAGGAGCUACACCGUCCACAUACAAGCAGCAACAUCAAGAACAAACGAUGACAUUAAUACACAGAGCACAAAAGCAGACUCUUAUCUGACCACCUAAGCGCUGCCACUGCAUCGCCGCUCCCCGGCGCUGCUUCUACUCUUUGGCCUUCCACCAGCAUCAACAUGAGCAGUGUUGGUGGUCUGAACGUGGUGCGCUCCUCCAGUAUCUCAGGGGCCAUGUACAACCUGGAGAAGAGCCCUGGCAGCGGAGGGCCUGACACGGCAUCACUAUCCGGAAACAAGAAGAGGAGGUCCAGCUUGGGAGCCAAAAUGGUGGCUAUUGUAGGUCUGUCACAGUGGAGUAAGAGCACACAGCAGCUCAAUCAACAAGAUAAUGGGACAAAGAAGCUGCGCAGCACGAUCCGGCGGAGUACAGAGACAGGUUUUGCGGUGGAGAUGAGGAGCAGAGUGACGCGGCAGGGCAGCAAAGACUCAACUGACGGCAGCACCAACUCCAACAGCUCUGAUGGAACGUUUGUCUUCCCAACCCCACGUCAAGCUCCAGACAGGCAGUUCAGUGACUUUCUGGACGGACUAGGUCCUGCUCAGAUUGUGGGUCGGCAAACCCUAGCUACACCCCCCAUGGGGGAUGUUUAUGUUGGCAUGGUGGACAGAGGAGGUCAACUGGAAGUAGAAGUCACUCAAGCCAGAUGCCUGACCCCAAAACCGGGCUCCAAGAAUUUACCAGCAACCUAUGUGAAAGUGUAUCUUUUGGAAAAUGGCAUGUGUUUGGCCAAGAAGAAAACCAAAGUAGUAAAGAGAAACCUGGAUCCCACAUAUCAGCAGACUCUGCUGUUUGAUGAAAGUCCUCAGGGCAAAGUUGUGCAGGUAAUAGUGUGGGGGGAUUAUGGGCGUAUGGACCACAAGUGCUUCAUGGGAAUGGCUCAGAUCCUCCUGGAGGACUUGGACCUGUCUGCCACUGUCAGUGGCUGGUAUAAGCUGUUCCCUACCUCCUCUCUGGCAGACCCCAACAUCGGCCCCCUGACCAGACGCCUCUCUCAGUCAUCUCUAGAGAGUGCCACCAGCCCCACCUGCCCCUAGACUCUGACACACACUUGUGAUGUGCUGGGCCCUGCAAAGGCAGAUGCACACUCCACAUUCAAGUACUGCCAUUCAGAACUGUACAUUUAGAUGUGCUCAUAGCCUCACACAUACACAC